AUGGGCAAUGUUGGCGGCAGCCAGUCGAUCGGGAAGUCUUCGAGCAGGCCCUCGAAGCGUGAGUCCAUGACCGACUUGGAGAAAGUAGAGAAGAAGUCUGGGAAGAUCGCAGUCUCUGGCCGAUACCACAGGUACCCCAAGGUCAUGUCACAAGAUUACGAAGUCGUGGACAAGACGCUGGGCUCGGGCAUGAACGGAGAAGUGAAAAUGGCAGUGAGCAAGCAAAGCCCUUCUGGCCAGAAGUACGCCAUGAAGGCGUUCAAAUUUUCAAACAUAGCCGCCGAUAAAAAGAAAUUGCUGGAGUCGGAGGUGGAGGUCUUCCUGUGCAUGGACCACCCCCACGUUACUCGGCUCUAUGAUGUGUAUGAGGAGAGCGGGUUCUUGUACCUCAUCAUGGAGUGCAUGGAAGGUGGCGAGCUGUUCGACCGCGUAAUCGAACUGAAGACGUUCAAGGAAAAGGAUGGGUCGGUGGCGGAUUUCUUAUACGAUAGGAAGGGCAGCGACCAUAUCAAGCUGAUCGAUUUCGGAUUCAGCAAGAUGUGGGAUCCCAACGUCAAGAUGCAGGCGAGCUGCGGGACCCUGGCAUACGUGGCCCCUGAGGUACUGGAGAAGAGCUACACGAGCAAGUGCGAUCUCUGGAGCCUUGGAGUAAUCACUUUUAUACUGCUAGCUGGAUACAUGCCCUUCUCGGGCUCGGAUGCGCAGCAGACUCGGAAUAUCACCGCCGGCAAAUUCACCAUGAAGCCCGAGCGGUGGGACAAGGUCUCCGCCGAGGGCAGGGAGUUCACCCUGGGCCUCAUGCAGAAAGAUCCGGCGAAGCGACUAUCCUCGAGGAACAGGUGCCUUAGCACACAGAUGGGUCAAGAAUAG
Messenger RNA from Prorocentrum cordatum, 870 nucleotides. Lineage: Eukaryota; Dinophyceae; Prorocentrales; Prorocentraceae. The record is from the annotation of a GenBank genome assembly.